AUUGGUGCAGAAUGUCAUCAUGGUUCAUUCAUAUUAUUAUGGCUGUAGAUUUAACGUGGUGAAAUGUUUUUCUUUCAUUAUUUGUCAUUAUUGUUUUUCAAUUUCCAUACAAAUAUGGCCAUUAUUAUGUUCAGUUGACUCAGGUGAUUCAGGUGAUCUUGGUGAAUUUCCCAUACCAGGUGGAAGAAUCUCGUUUGAAAGAUUAACCGCAAUGCCUACUGUACAUGUAAAUCAAACACCAAUUGUGCGAUCAUUUAUACCGGAUGAUAAUGGACCAUUCACAAGACAAGGUGAUCCAGCGUUCGCUGAAUCUGUAUUCCGUCGUUCACAAGGCCAUUUUAAUCGUGAACGUAUACCGGAACGUGUUGUGCAUGCAAAAGGCUCUACAUAUUAUGGUGUAUUUCGUGUGACCAAUGCAAAAAUUGCCAAAUACACGAAAGCAUCAUUGUUCGACACGGUGGGCAAAGAGACAAGAUUUGCCGUGCGAUUCUCAACACAAUUAGGCGAACGAGGAUCGGCCGAUACACCAUUCGGUGAGAUUCGUGGCGUGGGCAUCAAAUUCUAUACGGAAGAUGGGAAUUAUGAUCUUCUCUUCAUCAACACGCCGGUAUUUUUCAUCAACGAUCCGCAAUUAUUUCCACACAUAAAUCAUGCACAAAAACGUGAUCCACGCACUGAUUUACGGGAUGCAAACAAUCUAUGGGAUUUCAUUUCACGUCGCCCUGAAACAUUGAAUGGCAUUACGUUUGUUUAUUCAGAUUAUGGUCAGCCGGAUGGUUUUCGUCACAUGCCAGCAUUCAGUGUGAAUACAUUUCGUUUUGUUAGUAAAGAUGGCAAACGUUUCUAUGUUCGUUAUACAAUGUUACCAUUGGCCGGUAUACGUAAUCUUAGGCUAUCGGAAUCCUUUCGAUUAGCAGGCGAAGAUCCUGAUUAUGCACGACGUGAUCUAUACGAAGCAGUUGAAAAUGGACAACGACCAUCAUGGGCGUUAUAUGUCCAAGUUAUAACGGCCCAAGAAAUCGAUAACAGUUUUACAUACAAUCCAUUUGACCCAACUAAAAUUUGGCCAAUUGAAAAUUUCCCAUUAGAAGAGAUUGGAAUCCUUACGCUUGAUCGUAAUGUUGAGAAUGCAUUUGCUGAAAAUGAACAGAUUGCAUUGAAUCCGGCUAGUCUGGUGCCUGGUAUUGAACCAUCACCUGAUCGUAUAUUGUUGGGACGUAUGUUUGCCUAUUUGGACACGCAAUUUUACAGAUUAGGAGCCAAUCAUCUGUUGAUACCAAUCAAUCGUGAUGGUCGAAAAAUCCUGAGUGAACGUGAUGGUUUCAUGCGCACAGAUGACAAUUAUGGUUCAUUGCCAAAUUAUUACCCGAAUCGAGAAUUCAAUGAACAACCAUGGCUUUAUGAUAUAACGGCACCGCCAUUUUCAUUUAGUUUUGUUGAUAUUGCCGUAAUGAAACCGGAUACUAUACAAUCCCAGUAUCAACAUGCACGUGAAACAUAUGAAUCAUUUUCACCAGAUGAACAGGAUCGUCUGCAUUUUUAUCUAGCAUUUGCAUUGAACAUGAUUACCAAACAAGACAUAUUGGAACGAAUGUUGGCACAUUUAGUGAACAUAAGUCCGCGGUAUGGUCAAGGUGUGCGACGUUCACUAAUGGAUCUAAAACAAGAACAAUCCACAUCACAAAGAGUAUCAUCAAUGUAUUAAUGUGAAAAUUAUCAUUGCCGAACACAUGUAAUUUCAACUUGUUCCCAAUGUUUACAAACACGUUGCUCUAAGCACAAAAUUUUGUUUUAUAAA
Molecule: messenger RNA, 1798 nt
Organism: Dermatophagoides farinae (American house dust mite)
Lineage: Eukaryota; Metazoa; Arthropoda; Arachnida; Sarcoptiformes; Pyroglyphidae
Product: vegetative catalase
Biological process (GO): hydrogen peroxide catabolic process; response to hydrogen peroxide
Cellular component (GO): cytoplasm
Molecular function (GO): heme binding; catalase activity
Source: RefSeq, a predicted model, not a curated record